GCUUACUACAACAUACUACUCUCACUUAAGUAUAGCUCGCUAUCGUUAUAAUGUCGGGCUUAUCGCAACCCUGACGGUCGCAGCAGACUCGUCCUCACUUUAGACCACACCAGUCCUGCGCUGACUGUUAUCCUGCUAUCAUGAGUAUCGAGAAGCAUGGCACAAAGUCUAUUGAUCUCUCUCACCACCUUUCCGAGCUAUCAAAGGCUAGGACAAUCUCUCCAUUGAAGGGGGUCAUGAAGUACUUCGCACAGCCAGGAAUUCUAUCCCUCGCAGGAGGCUUGCCUAGUCCUGCGUAUUUCCCUGUCUCUGACAUUUCUGCAAACGUUUUGGUACCAGAAUCAUUUGCUCUCUCUCCGACCGAGCCGUCUACCUCUUUGUCAUGGCUGUGGAAGUUAUUCGGUAGCCACGAUGCAACCAAGGAGAAGACUCAGGCUGUCACCAUUCCCAAGUACCCUGUCGUUACAGGGGAAAUCAACCUAGCCACCUCUCUUCAAUACGGCCAAGCAAUCGGAAUGGCACAGUUACAAGAUUUCUUGAAACAGUUCAUUUCCGAGGUCUAUCGUCCCGCUUUUGAGGAUUGGGCCGUCCUUAUCGACACUGGUAAUACUGACGGCGGUUACGACACUGUGCAACCCUGGCGAGGGUGUGUACUAUGCGAAGAGUGGACUUAUCCUUCCGCCGUGGCAUCAAUGGUCCCUUUCAAUAUCAAGCCUGUACCUGUGGCCAUGGAUGGAUUGGGCAUGAAGAGCGAUGACCUCGAGAACUUGCUGUCGCAAUGGGACCCAGUUUCACGUCAGAUGCCAAGGCCUCAUGUCAUGUAUAUCGUACCUGUCGGACAGAACCCGAGUGGCUCGACGAUGAGCGUCGCUCGUAAGAAACAGAUCUAUGAUAUCUGUGUCAAAUACGACGUAAUAAUUGUCGAAGACGAUCCAUAUUAUUUUCUUCAACUGGGAACGUACACAUCUAAAGACGACAGGUUCCCUGGUGCAACGCCUUCUGGAAAACCUAUGAGCCCUUCAUUUUUUACAUUAUUUCAUCUGACAAUUCGGUUUAGUUUCGACUACCAGGGACGCGUGAUCCGUCUCGAUACCUUUUCCAAGACCAUUGCUCCUGGUAGUCGACUAGGAUGGUUCACGUGCAAUCCUGCCUUUGCAGAGAGGUUAGAAAGGCAGGGAGAAACAUCAACUCAGGCUCCGUGUGGCUUCGGACAGGCCGUUGUAACGAAGAUAUUGAUGCAUUGGACCUACGAUGGUUACAUCCGCUGGCUCAGGGGUUUGCGAACAGAGUAUCAGCAACGCCGCGAUUUCUUUAUUGACUGUCUUGCAGAGGAGUUCCAUUUGCAUGCGGUUCCAGCAGUUGCAGGCGUCUGGGAAGGCUGCACCGUGUACCAAGCAUCAUCCAAAGUCAAGAAGAGCACCAGUAUGACUGAGAAAUAUUCGGCCCGGGAUCGCACAAUGUUUAGCUUCGUUCCCCCAGUCGCGGGAAUGUUCGUAUGGAUGAAACUUCAUCUUGACCAACAUCCCUCAUUCGCCCCGGGAGACGAAGAUACCUUGGAAACAAAAUUAUGGACGAAGUUAGCAGAGAACGGAGUGUUGUUUGGACCAGGAUGGAUAUUCGCAGCCAAUGCGAUAGCCGAGGACUCUCACAACAACGACUCCGGUCACUUCCGUGUCAGUUUCAGCAAUGCCGAGUUCGCCGACCUCAAGAAAGCCGUCACUAUCUUUGGACAAAUCAUCCGAGAGUUCUUUCAAGAGGAGGAUCUGUAGUCGCUAUUUUAGCAGUGGGGACAUUUUCUUGUCUUAUGUGUUCCUUAGUGUGUCAUUGUUUAUGAAUUAGGUCCCCGACUCCCACCUUCUGUAAAUUAGUUAAGUGCUGCUCAAUUCUAAAAUGUCGUUGUCAAUGUCGACUUGACCUUACGGCC
Suillus subalutaceus is the source of this 1924-nucleotide messenger RNA. Its product is annotated as pyridoxal phosphate-dependent transferase. Gene Ontology annotation, molecular function: transaminase activity; pyridoxal phosphate binding. The coding region runs from base 141 to 1769 and encodes 542 amino acids. NCBI's taxonomy places the organism in Eukaryota, Fungi, Basidiomycota, Agaricomycetes, Boletales, Suillaceae. The transcript has 12 exons. Gene Ontology annotation, biological process: biosynthetic process. The record is from RefSeq and is a predicted model, not a curated record.